AUGUUCAAGUUUAAAGGAGGGACAAGUAUCAACAUCAACAGCCAUGAGAACCAAAACCCCGACCCGAUAGUAGCUAUCUAUCCACAAAAGGCGGCAGAAGAUGCCCCAUACUCAUUAGCAGAAGCGGGCCUCCGUUCAGCCAUUUUCAUACCCGCAGAUUUCAGAUUCGGCUUGGAUGGGAAGACGCCUGUUGUGCUGGUCCCGGGCACAGGAUCAUUUGGAGGCGAAGCGUUCCAGCAUAACUUUGCAAAGCUGCUGCGUGGAAGCUCAUUCGGAGAUCCAGUUUGGUUGAAUGUCCCUGGAAGGAUGUGUGAUGCUUCACCGAAGAAUGCAGAGCAUGUUGCUUAUGCUAUCAAUUACAUCUCAACGGUCUCGAACAAGCAGGUAGCAGUCAUUGCUUGGUCACAGGGUAACCUCUCCACUCAAUGGUCACUCAAGUAUUGGCCGAGCACUCGUGCCCAAGUGAGCAAUUUUAUCUGCCUCUCGGCAGAUUUUCGAGGAACGGUCAAUGCCUGGGGUUUAUGUCCCAUCCCAGGGACAGUGCCUGGCACCCCAGCUGUCUGGGCGCAAACCAGAAACUCGAAAUUCAUCGCAGCUCUUCGAUCUAAUGGUGGCGAUUCGGCAUACGUCCCGACAACAUCAAUAUACUCCGCGACAGAUGAAGUUGUACAGCCCCAAUUUGGUUCCUUUGCAUCUGCCUUGAUGAAGGAUGAACGCAAUGUCGGAGUGACCAAUUGUGAAGUGCAAGUACAAGCCAGAUUCACACCGGCGGGACUUGCAUAUUCUCAUGAGGGAAUAAUGUAUCACCCCCUAGCCUGGGCGCUGACGGAGGAUGCUCUUACUCAUGGUGGGCCAGGUUCUUUGACCCGGAUCAACUUGAAGUCGGUAUGCAUGCAUAGGAAAGCACCUGGGCUAAGCCUUCUCGACGCGACACAAACUCAGGCUUUGAGUGGUUGGUGCUUGAAGAGUAUUCUCCUCUUCACCCCAAAGCCUUGGCGUGAGCCUGAACUUCCCAUAUUUGCCGCCGCGGAAGAGACUACAUAUGUCCCUGAAGUCAUUGAUGUUGUUGUUCCGCCCGUACCAGCACCAGCCGUAGCUGAGAUAGCUAUGCCUGGUGCUUCCAGCGCGUGA
Exophiala bonariae is the source of this 1131-nucleotide messenger RNA. RefSeq lists its product as uncharacterized. NCBI's taxonomy places the organism in Eukaryota, Fungi, Ascomycota, Eurotiomycetes, Chaetothyriales, Herpotrichiellaceae. Bases 1 to 1131 code for a protein of 376 amino acids. The record is from RefSeq and is a predicted model, not a curated record. The transcript has a single exon.